Molecule: messenger RNA, 8349 nt
Organism: Lethenteron reissneri (Far Eastern brook lamprey)
Lineage: Eukaryota; Metazoa; Chordata; Hyperoartia; Petromyzontiformes; Petromyzontidae
Product: proteoglycan 4-like
Cellular component (GO): membrane
Source: RefSeq, a predicted model, not a curated record
AUUGCCAACUGAUUUUUAGCAUUUUUUGUGUUGUAAACCUUCGCCGACUUCUAUUUUAAAACUUGCGCAAGAGUUUUUUUUCAAUUUGUGUUUAAAGAUUUUUUAGCUUUACCAUCCGAAAUACAUUAAUAUUGACCACUAACAUUUGUCGUCAACUUAAACGCCGUGGCUUCGUCGUUCUCUGGGAAUGAUGGAGGCGCUGCUGGCUGUGUGGAUGGUAGGGUUGGUGGGUCUGCACGGAACUCAGGGCUUCCCUGGUGGAGCUCCAUCAUCUUCCUGCACCGAUAUGGUUCCACAUCACAACCCCAACACACUGACCGGCACACCCUACUCCAUCGUCACCAACAGCAGCACCUUCACCCCUGGCACCAAGGUUAAAGUCACCAUCCAGGGCACCUUCAAGGGCUACCUCCUGCAAGCGCGAGAACCCAACACUACGACCAUCGUUGGCACAUGGGACACCCCACCUGCAGGCAACACAAUUUUAAAGUGCCGUGCCCCUGCAAACGACGCGGUGACGCACUCCACCGGCGCCACCAAGGCUAACCUGAGCUUCGAUUGGAUCCCACCGACUACAAAUCCUCCCAGCUCCGUUGUGUUUGUAGCGACCGUGGUCAAGACGGAACCCAAAUGGCAAAUGAACGUGCAGUCGGCGAAGGUCACUGCCUCAGGUUAUGUAGCCACAACCAAGGCACCAGCUAAAACCACAACCAAGGCACCAGCCAAAACCACAACCAAGGCACCAGCUAAAACCACAACCAAGGCACCAACUAAGACCACAACCAAGGCACCAGCUAAUACUACAACCAAGGCACCAACUAAGACCACAACCAAGGUACCAGCUAAAACCACAACUAAGGCACCAACCAAAACCACAAACAAGGCACCAGUUGAAACCACGACAAGGGAACGAGAAGAAAAUGAACCUGAAGAAUCAACCAAAACCACAACCAGGGCACCAGCUAAAACCACAACCAAGGCACCAGCUAACACCACAACCAAGGCACCAGCUGAAACCACGACAAGGGAACGAGAAGAAAAUGAACCUGCAGAAACACCGAAAACCACAACCAAGGCACCAGCUAAAACCACAAACAAGCCACCAGCUGAAACCACGGCAAGAGAACCAGGAGAAAAUGAACCUGAAGAAGCAACCAAAACCACAACCAAGCCACCAUCGAAGACCACAGCCAAGCCACCAUCUAAGACCACAGCCAAGCCACCAGCUAAGCCCACAAUCAAGCCACCAGCUAACACCACAACCAAGCCACCAUCGAAGACCACAGCCAAGCCACUAUCUAAGACCACAGCCAAGCCACCAGCUAAGCCCACAAUCAAGCCACCAGCUAACACCACAGCCAAGUCACCAGCUAAGACCACAGCCAAGUCACCAGCUAAGACCACAACCAAGUCACCAGCUAAGACCACGGCCAAGCCAGGCAACUCUGCCGGGCGCGCAGCCCUCGCCAUGUCUGGGUUCUUCCUGGGCGCGCUGCUCGUAGUCGUCACAGCCACGUGAUGCCGUUGAUUCUACCGGCGAAGUCACGGAGUUCCUUUACUGCGUGCAACGACCGACUCGGCCCCAUCCGACCCUCGGAAUGGACCAGCCCCACUGGGGAUAUGACCCCGAUGGCUAGUCCGGACCAGGCCCUGGGAUGCUGCCCCUAUGGCCAGUGCGGACCUGGCCCUGCCUCUCAUGUUCCUCUCUGCUCUAGCUCAACGACAAAGCUCCGCCGGCACAGAAACUUCUCUGUUUGUUUUCCAACUGCAUCUCCUUCUCUCCUCCCCUGUCCUCUAUGCUUCUCUUCCCCCUUCUUACCCCCCGCUCCCCUCCGCACCUUCCUUCUGGAACCUUCUCUUGUCCCCGAUUCGCGCGGUCGCCUCAUCCCCUUGGCAACUCUUGCCAAGAGGUAUACAGGAGGUCGUGGGUACGAUCCCAACCCUGACGCCUAUAGAUUUGGAGUGUAUAUAUCUCUUUCACCUAUGGUCGUGUGGCUUUUUCUCCGGGUCCUCUGGUUUUUCCCCUCCACAUUUAGAAUAAACAUUACGUUUUUAGAGUAUUUGUCUACGGCUAUAAAUAAUUGAGAUAACAUUUGUGAUAGCCAGGUAGCUUCCAAAAGUUGAGCUAUAUAGCUCAGUGGGCUUUACCUGGUAAAAUAAUAAUACAUUCGAUUCUCGAUUAUACACAUGCGGUUUAUCCAAUUUGUGGAUUAACCACACACCUGAGAUUUAGACAUCACUUAAAAACUCAUGGAUUAUCCCUUAAGCCAAUAUUAUUAAUCUAAAAACAGUUAUACAUGGUUAUUCAUGGAAAUGUGUAUUACAAGUCACAUGCUUAAACCAAACAUAUGUAGUAUCAGUGAGUUGGAGACGAGGUUUGCAGAGGCACCUUCUUUAUUGAACACUCACAAUCUCGCCUACACACACUCUACAGUCGCUAGCAUAUACACAACACUUGCCGUCUAACACCAACGGCGCUGACGGAGACAACCAAAAAUGAUCUAGCAGUGGAAAAUCGAGCGAAGACGGCAGCAACGAUGGCGACGAGACGACAGCUAUCACGAGACGAUCCAAUCCCAGAACUGGGAGCCUCGAGCUCCUGCUCUCAGCACCAUGUAUGCUACCAGCGCGGCCUGGCUCCACCCUGGCCAAGCCUCCCUUCUCAACCCACUCGCAGGUUCCAGGGGCUUUCAGAUAGGGCCCUCCAUGACCCUUGCACCAGUUCCUCCGCUCUGCCGACACACCCGCUCACGUGCUCACCGGCGUGUGUACUGUUGCCGCUGCUGGCCACCAGCUGGCGAUAUUACACUACACAUAUGUAGUGACUUAACUCUGAGAUGAAAAGACUUGGAGUCACUUCUUUUUUAGCGAGCACCAUCGGGAUUAACACACGUAAUAUUUUGCCCGUCUAUUAUCGGUGACACUACUCAGCCAGGACAGUUGGUAGACUGUCUGAAUAGCGGGGCCCCGAGAUGGUAGAGAUGGAGACGACAACGAAGAUAAUGGUGAAGACGAUGAGAAGAAUGGCGACGAUGGACUUCAAUAGCACGACGGGGAUCCACUCCAACAGCCCUGAGGUCCCCCACAGGAGCCCCUCUUAUACUAUCAGUGUGGCCUCACUCUGUCCCGGCCACGCCCCCUUUCUGGAUCCUACUAGCGGGCUCCUGGUGGGCCCCUUCUGUGACCUUUCCCCUAGAUCUCCCUCUCGUGUAUAUCCUGGCCUGCUGACGUCAGGACUGCCAUACACCGCAUAUCCUCUUUUCUGCCAGCAGCCAGCGCCAUGCCACUACACAUCUAUGUAUAUGUAGCUCCGGUUAAUGCAAAAUCCAUUUGAUCGCCUCUUACAGUGCAGUAGUUGCCAUAUCUUUACAACUGUGGGCGGAGUUUGAUACAUUUUGAUUGGCUGUGGCUCUUCUGUCCACUUAAUAGGUCGAGUAUUCUGCUGGGCAGGAAAGUCAUAUUAUCACUGAGCACGUACAUUGAUCAGUCGAUUGUUUACUAUUUUUUAAAUUCAUUAACAAACAAAAUUUUCUUAACUUGAACAUAAUUUAUACCUAUAUGAGUGGUUUCAGGCAUACAGAUCUGUGGAAAAUUGAUUUUUUUUAAUCCUCGAUUUUUAAUUCACCGUGGCUGUCCUCCCCGUCAUUAGCGCGGAUAAUCGAGAGUCGUAUGUAGUUUAGUUUUACGCGAUCAAACCCAAAAACCCCUAUUAUCGAGUUUAGUUUUUAUUUUAAUUUACCCCCCUUGAGUAAUGGCCACCCCGUUAUAUUUCCUUGUGUAUCAACAACCAACCUUUUCAGCAACUCCCAUCGCCACUUGUCCUUGAGACGUUUAUCCCGAUGUGACUUGGCCGCCUUCUGUCCAUCGAUGCCUGUACAGGGUGUAACCCCAAUACAGGGUCUCAUCUACUUACGAAUGAGUGAGUUUCCAGAGGUUUGUUUGUAAGCCGAUUUCUUCGUAAGUCCAACUUUACUCAUAUCGAUUCCAAACAUGUUGUACAGCAUGUACACGAAACACGAGGAACGGCUUUAAAAGUUGUGUAAUCUCCUGUAGAUGUCGAUGCCACUGAUUCUUCGUGUUCUGCAGUAGUAGAUGCCACUACCGCAUCUAAUGCGCAGCGGUGGAAAUUAUGACUCUCGAUCCGAACAGGCAACUGGACAUAAAGACAGGUGUGAUGGAGAGCGAUGUGGAUACCGUGGGGCAUGCAGCGUUACCAGUUGAGGUUAUGACUCGGCCAAUCUGGUUACAGUGGCCGCACAAGUUCAAAAUGGAGAAGGUAACGCGAGCAAGCAAGGUUACAUAUCGGGUUACUGUUGUAUAUAUAGGCCUUUUUCCAAAAAAUUAUAUUAAGAAUAAUUCUGCCAAUAUAUAUUUUUAAUUGAUCGGGGUAAGCAGGGGACAUGAAAGGGUGAGAGAACCAGCUGCCCUCACACACCGGCCAGGCAGCUGGAGAUAAACCAUAAAAGGUAAUUAAAAAAAACACCUUGGUACAAAGGAAAGAGAGGGGGAAUUAUCUAAUGAGAUUCUGGGGAGAUCUCAUCACAACUUCAAAAGGCCCCCUCAACACAAUGCAGAGUACUAAGCGCCACGAUUAAUUUUUAAAUAAAUUUCGAUUUAAAGCUUUCGUGACUGCAGGGAUUCAUCUUCUUGGUUCUUUCGGUAAAGUCACGUAGAAGGGAAGUAAUAAAAUAAUAAAAAUAAAACAUAAAAUAAAAUAAUUGUCACGACGUUUCGGCUACAACGCAAGCAGCCGUCUUCAGGUGAAGAAUGAGACACUGCCAAGCUAGGAACUUAUAUAUAAGCUGGGUUGGAGGUGGAAGAAGAGCGCCUUAACAAAAAGAGUGUGCAUAUCAAGAGGAAUUUAGCAUAUUCAUGGGAAAUGCGUAGGAGGUGGGCGGGGGGGUUUCAAAGUCAUAUUAUGCCCAUGCAUUAUGCAGGAUCAGCAGCACCAAGGGAGGGUGCAGGGAGUAGCAUUAACAAAGGAAAGGAAUGUUAAUAGUAUGUAGCUGCAGUUACUAAACAACAACGUAGAAAACUAAAGUAUAAACUACAUAAAAAACUAAAGUAUAAACUGCAUAGCAUCAUCAGUAUACUUACUAUACGCUAUAAUAAGCUGAGUUACUAACAGCAAGUAAUACAUUACAAUUCUACGUCGUAAAAAUUAUAUAAUAUGCUCCCAUGUAAACUUUAUUCUCUUACAUCACACGAGCAUACACCGUACUAUAUACUGCCAUAGACAAACCCAACAUUAAAUUAUAUACUGUAUUGCUAUAAACCACCCUAUACCUUAUACAUUUUAAUAUAACACUAUUAUUCUACCCACCCUAAUGUGUAUCACACUGCUAUAUGUUUACUAUACAAUUACGAUACUAUAUAUUACUUUGUACAUUGUAUUAAGCAUAUAAAUGUUAUACUAUUUGUUAUUAUACACUGUAACAUUGACUGUCGUGUCAAUGGGCGAGUCGUGGGGGAAAACUUGCAGUGGAGCAAAGGAUCCAUUCCCUGCGGAGAAUACAAUGCCAGUGAGUGGAACGCGGUCUGAAAGUCACGGUAAAUGUGAACACAAUCAGUUAAGAUCCGAAAUGGUUUAUUACGUCCUUCCAAUGAUUGCUAAGCCAGAAUCCAUCUUCUCGGUUGAAAUUGUCUCUGUGGUUGUAUAUGUGGAUCGCCUCAUGAACGAAUCUCUCAUGAUAGCCAGAUGGCUUGCAGAGAACCUCUGUCUUGGAGAAGUCAAUGUCAUGUGAGCCCAUUGAGUUGUAACAGUGAUCUGCCACGGCUGAGGUGUUUGUCCUACCGUGUUUCAGGUCUGCUUUAUGUUCACGGAUGCGGUCCGAGACAUGUCGUUUGGUUUCCCCAAUGUAACUGCUACCACAGAGGCAACUUAGUUUGUAGACGCCAGGGUACUGUAUGUCUGGAACUACAUAUUUUACAGACGGGACCAGAUCACAGAUUUUAUGUACUGUGUUGAAUCAGACCUGGAUCUUGUGUUUAAUCAGGAUUUUUUUGGAGAAAAAAGAUCUCCAAAAUCCUGAGUUCGGCAUGGACUGACAGAGUAUCGCUGAAAGUUUUAUUCUACAUUCAUCCUGAUGUAUUGAGUCGCUUGCAAAGUCAAGAAUUGCGAUAAGUUGUAUUGUACUAAGCUUUCACAGUUGUUUAAGAGGUGUGCGAAUACAAAUUACAAGUUUUGAGAGUGAGUGCCAGCUCCCACGGGCUGCUACAGCUCGAGUUGAACUGACGAGCAACGUCAAGCAAUCAACCUCGAGAAAGGGCGGAAAGAGCCAAGCAUCGACCAAGCGAGCAUCGCACAGAACCAGCAGCAGAGGACAAGCUGCAAGCGCAAUCGUGCAUCGCCAGAGAGAACGGAGAGCAGUGGAAAGAGCCUGAGCCAACGCAGCCCUGGAGUAAGGGCAGGUGUCCGUGUGAAGCCACCAGCUGCACAAUAAAGGAGAGAGAGUGACGAGCAACGACAAGCAAUCAACCUGGAGAAAGGGCAGAAAUUGCCAAGCAUCGACCAAGCGAGCAUCGCACAAGACCAGCAGCAGAAGACAAGCUGCAAUCGCGCAUCGCCAGAGAGCGCGCAGCAGCGCCAGCCGUGUUAUCGAGCAAGGGUGUCAGCUGCCAGUGGACAAGCGGCGAGCACUACGAGCACCUUCAAAGAUAAGCAUCGUGCCAACUCGGCUCAUCCAGCAGGGGAAAGAGCCUGACCAGCCGCCCGUGAGCAAGAGUGUCAGCGCCAGCACUAGCUGGAAACGAAGACAAGAGUGAGGAACGGCGGCCCAGAGGAUUAAUCGAUGUAAACUCAAUGUUUGAAACCUUCGCUACGAAUCUACACGCCCACAGGGAGAAUAUUGUGUUAAACCUUUCUUUUGAUCACAGAAUCUUGCCCACGGAUUAAUUGAAGCCUUAGCCAAAAGAAAUGCAUCUGUGGAAGCAGGCAUAUUGCCGCACACCAUUGUUUCAAGACAUUUCGUUAAUAUAAUCUUGCUGAUGAAUCUAUUGACUUAUACUUUUGCCUUCGGGAUAUAAUAAAAAAAACUAUUAUUUGCCGUUCGUAUGAAUAUCGUCACAUGCACGUUUAAGGACUUUUUCCUAUCGCCGUAUAUGCUCGCGUUACUCUGAGGAAUUAAUAAAUUGUUAGGUUACCCAGGUUAACAACGGAGGAUUAAAUGUACGGAUCAAUGAGGAGAACAUCCCCAGUGGUACUGUGUUGACAAUUCCAAGCAUAAGAGUUUGCAUAUUAGAGUGUUAUGUUUUUGUUUAGAAAUUAAAAUAGCUUAACUCCUGAGUUCAUGCAUAAUAAUCUUAAUUAUAAGAACUGUAUCCUGCGGUGAGAUUUGAAUUUGGAGACCUGUCAUAAACACAUUAAGACGUAAUCAGUAAAUGUUAAAGUGAGAAUAAUUGUAUUAUCCCGAUUGAUAAUACAACAUAUACAACAUUACCAUCAACACUAGAAGUAAGGUACAAAAAGGUGAUUAAGGACGUACGCUGCAACUAACAUCGUCGUAAGAAACACCAAAAUAUCGUAAUAAUAAAAACCAAGUUCAACAGCCAAUUGGUUUGCGAAGGAUGUGGAUUCAGAGUGGGUGGAGUUUUCAGGUGAACGUUAUGUUACUUGAGACUCGAGUUAAAAUAUUCAACAUUACAGCAACAUUUAUUCUUAGAAAUUAUAGCUGAUUACUUACUGUCAUUUCUAUGACUGCUAUACACCCCAGGAGUCUUGACUUUUUUAAUGGAAAGGUUUUUUUUCCGCUAUCGGGAGCGAUGUCGCUGCUGCUGCUUCUGUGAUCCCUAAAUCACGAGUGUAUAUUGCGUGCAUUCGCAUUGGUCAGGUGGGGUUGUUCCUUUUAUACGAUUCAUUGUAUAGCUGUGUAAGAAGUGUAGUGCCGAAUGCUGUGCUGGGAUACUGAUUGACAUCGGGACAUCCUUACUGCUUUGUGUGCUUUGUCUUUUUUACUGCAUUGCGUGGCGCUUUUAGAUGCACUUAUGGGGCCGUCUGGAACGCUCCCCCCUCCGAUAUUAAGACGCCUUUUGGCGUCCUCUGGUCAAACACCGUUUGAGACGAGGUUCCAAACGAAAGCUGUCUGGUGUGGACCAAUCAGUUUCAAGGACAAUGCAUAUAUCAGAGUAUGUUUUUUGUUUGCAUUCUGACCACAAGUAUUGUGGUUAAUGCAGACAUAAUUUUUUGUAAAAGGUUUCACUUUGGUGUUUUAACAUCUUAACACCUAGUAAUAGGUUUUUUACCCUUUCAACUGGUACAAAACUGACACCUUUAUACAAGGUAUCAUGUUUCCAAUAACCACAACACAAGCAGUCAAAAUGCAAACAAAAAUAAACAACUCUGAUAAUGAU